UUCCUCUCUCUCUCACUUCUCAGAGUCCUUCUCUCUCAGACUCUGCUGCAGCAGCUCUGCUCUGCUCUCUCUUCCUCUUUUGCUGCACAAAACCAAAGCAAGAAAAAGAGAGAGAGAACCCAAAACGGUGCGUUGAAGCCUAGUCCCAAACCCUAGUUUCUCCUUUCUUCUCCUUCCUUUUCAAAGCUCUCUUCUUUUUCAUGGAGAACCUCUCGCAUUCUCGCCAUCCCAACCGCUCCGCUUCCAAAGUGAUCAGCAAUGGCGGCUUCCUCGCCAAGACCCUAUACGACGACGUUUACGGCGGCCCGCCCAAGUUCGGUGGCCUCUCCUCCUCAUCCUCCUCCCUCUCCCCUCGCCUCGAGGACUACGGCGAGAUUUUCGGCGCCUUCCACGCCUCACGCGCCUCCUCGAUUCCCGUGCUCGAGGUCCCCGCCGCCGACGACGACGACAAUGAGGAGUUCUUCGAUGUGCGCAGCUCCGGCUUCGACUACUCCGAGGUCUUCGGAGGCUUCGACGGCCUGGAUUUCGCCGUCGCCUACGACGACCUGGUCAAGCAACCCUACGGCGGAGACGGUGGUUCCUCCGACGAAGCUUGGACUCCAGCAGAAUCUGGGUCUCUCUCAGGAGAGUCGAAUCAUUCUGUGAAGAACCAAAGCUUUACAGAUGGAGAUCCUUACUAUUCAUUUGAUGGCCGCUCUGAGUUUGGCAUAUCAUAUAACAAAGUUCAUCAAAAAAGCAAUAAAGAAUCUUUGAAUGGGAGGGCUCAUGCAAAUCCGGUAACUGCUGCUCCUGGAUACAGAUAUAUGCCAGAUGAAAUUACUCCCGUGCAACAUACAAAUUUCGACAAUCAAAGCUUGCCGGUGACUGAUGAUAGAAAGUUCAAUAUGUACUCUAAUGUGGAAAUGGUAAAUGAAAAGCAUCUCAGAAAGACUGUGUCACAUCCCCCUAAUGGUAGUUCAGCCGGACAGGCUUAUGGAGACAGCCAUAGACCUGAAAAAGGAUAUGGUACAAAUGGUUCUCGUCAUAAAGAGCCAUUUAUAACUAUAUCGGAUAUAAAUCUUAGAACUCAGCCCUCUCAUUUGCCACCACCCUGUCGGCCGCCACCCAUAGUUGAUGACAACAGUGGAGAUUCUGGUAGAUUGUCUUCCAAUUCUAACACUGUUUCUUCUGAUGAGAGAACUGGUGAUAGUUCACCCCCUUUCUUUGAUGUAGAGGUAGAUGCAAGUUCAUCUGCUGCAGUCUCUGCAGCAGCUAUGAAAGAAGCAAUGGAGAAAGCUAGAGUACAAUUGAGAAGUGCAAAGGAGUUAAUGCAGAGGAAGAAAGAGGGUUACCGUAGUCGUUCAAAAUCCCGGUCAAAGAAAGAAAUAAAAGAGGAGGAAGUAAAGGUGGGUAAAGUUGCUGAUGGUUCCAGCUGUAAGAAAGAUGAUAGAGUCCGGGGAACUUCUGAAAGAGAAGACAGUAGAUUGAAAUUUGCUGUUAGUGAGGAAACGCAAAAGGUUUUGAAGAAAGUCAGAGAAGAUCCAGAAUCUUUAGGAGAUGAAAAAUCUUCCGAGGCAGCUGAAAAUCAUGUACAGGAGAAGCAUGGGAAGGGAUCCUGGUCAUCUCAGGGGUCUUUCAAAAUUAAUGAAGCUAGUGAAUGGCAAGAAGCAACGCAGUAUUUUGAAUUGGUGGCAUUAGAUGACACCAAGAAGGCUUUUGAGCAAGCAAACAAAGAUCAGAUUUUGGUUCAGAGCACAAAAGGGCAUGAACAGAGACAGAAAGACAAAGCAACCUUGGAAGUAUUAGAGCAGCAAGAAACUGAUAAAAAACUCAGAGCUGUUGUUGAAGUUCAUGAUCCAGAAGAUCUGGAGAAGAAACAUCGUGGAUUGGAGGAAUGCAAUGCAAGAUCAAAAGAUGCUAAAGAGUCACGGAGGCGGAAAGAGCAUGAAAAAAAGGUAAAAGUGACUCAAGAAACUUUUGAGAAGGGAGAGAAUGAGAUGAGUUCUAGAGUGGGCAAGCUGCCUGCAGAGUCUGAGAAGCAAAGAGGCAGAUCUGUGAAAUCAGACAAACAUGAAAAUAUGGCAGAGGUUGAAGGUAAAGAAAGUAAGUUCAAUGUUGAAAAUGCUAUGCAGCAGAAGGACAAUGAAGCGAAGUUGCAAGAAAAUGAUAAAUCAAUUAGAAUUGAGGAAAGACAUAAGGAAUCUCGUGGAGUGGAAGGCAUUGAAAACAGACAAGAGACGUUGGAGCAGGAAGAGAAUGAAAGAAGGCUCAUAGAGGCAUUUAAACAAGCCGAAAAUGAGAAGAGACUGAAGGAGGUUCUUGAGAAGGAAGAAAACGAGAAAAGGUUAAAGGAGGCUCUUGAGCAGGCAGAAAAUGAGAAGAGGUUGAAAAAGACUCUAGAGUUGCAAGAGAAUGAGAAGAAAUUAAAGGAGACUCUUGAACGAGAAAACAAAAGGAGACGGAAAGAGGCUGCUCAAAGAGAAGAAAAUGAGAAGAGACUGAAGGAGGCUCUUGAGAAGGAAAAAAAUGAGAAGAGGUUAAAGGAGGAAAAUGAGAAGAGGCUGAAAAAGGCUCUAGAGUUGCAAGAGAAUGAGAAGAAAUUAAAGGAGGCUCUCGAACGAGAAAACAAAAAGAGACAGAAAGAGGCUGCUCAAAGAGAAGAAAAUGAGAAGCGGCUAAAAGAAGCUCUUGAGUUGGAAGAAUAUCAGAAGAGACAAAAGGAUGCCCGUGAAAGAGAGGAAAAUGAGCGGAGACUUAAAAUGGCUCAUUCUCGUGAGCAGCAGUAUGCCAUAAAAAUAUUGAAGGAGUCUCAGGAAAAAGCAUUUAAGCAGGCAGAAAUUCAACAAAAGUUAGAUGAGGCUAGUGUGUCGGAAGAGACCGAAAAGAAUAUUAAAGUUGCUGAUGACAGGGAAGACGUGGAAGUCCUAAACAAAACACAAAAGGGAACAGAGAGGAAUGAAAAUGUUCAGGAACUCAGGUCAGUUAAAAAAACACAUUUGCACAUGGAAGUAGAGGAUCACAAGGUAUCUGAUGAGACAUGCAACCAGGAUUGCAAUGAGAACUCUCAACCAACUCAAAUAGCAAGAAACCAUGAUGAGAACAGUGAAACAAUGAAGGAAUCUCAAGAGGUGCAUGCUCAUGAAGAAAAUGGAGAGAAAAAGACCGACAACAAAAAUAGUGAUACACAAUCAGGUCCAGAAGUUGUUGAACCAGUAAAUGUGGCACUUGAUUUAGAAUACAAGGCAUCUGCCAAGUCCCAAGAGGAGUUAGAAGAUGGAGAGAAGUGGUUCAGAAGGAAAGAUGCUAAUGAAUGUCUUCCUUUAGAUUCCAGUGUGAAGAAAGCAAGGGAAGAAAUUAGAGCUGAACCUAAAGUUAGGAAAAGAGAACUGGGGGGAGUUGAAACAAAAAAUGGGCCGGUUGAUGAGAAGUUCAAAGCAUCUGGCUUAUCUGGCUUGGCCCAAGGAGGCACAGAAUCUGGAAAAGGCCAAUUCAGAAUGGAUGAUGCCUAUGAGUCAAUUCCUUUUGUCAACUUUGUGAAGAAGGCAGUAGAAGCUAGCUCUGGCUUUGAAAAACCACAACCAAUCAAUAGUACCUCUCAAAAGGACUCUGAUCAUGAAACUCAAAAGAUGGAAUGUGCUCAGGAAUGGAAAGAGAGAGAAAAGGACUCAAAGCAAGUCCAUGCUUCCUCAAAUCAGGAAGAAAACUUGGCAGCUGAACCUGUGAAAGAGUUUGUUGACAAUAGAAGGAAAACAGAAGCAGCUCAUCCAGCUAUGGCAGAAAUAAACAACCGGAAAUCAUCUCAGCAGGUCAAUGCAAGCCAGGCACCUGAGUGGAAAGUCAAGAAUCUUAAAGAAAAUCCAUUAAAUGGGGAAAAAGAAAAAGAAAGGUUGAAAAGAGAAAGAGAGCUUGAAAAUGAUCGCCUUAGGAAGAUUGAGGAAGAAAGAGAAAGGGAGAGGGAAAGAGAAAAGGACAGGAUGGCUGUUGACAGGGCAACACUUGAAGCUCGCGACUGGGCAUAUGUGGAAGCUCGUGAGAGAGCAGAAAGGGUUGCUUUGGAGAGAGCAACAGCUGACGCUCGACAAAGAGCAAUGGCAGAGGCUCGUGAAAGAUUAGAGAAAGCAUGUGCAGAGGCCAGGGAGAAGUCAUUAGCUGGGAAGGCAGCUAUGGAGGCCAGGCUCAAGGCGGAGCGUGCUGCAGUGGAGAGGGCAACUGCAGAGGCUCGAGAGCGUGCUGCAGAAAAACUAAUGGCUGAAAGGGCUUCUUUUGAGACAAGAGAACGAGUACAAAGAUCUGUUUCUGAUAAAUUUAGUGCAUCUUCCAGAAAUAAUGGAUUGAGACAUUGCUCUUCAUCCUCGGAUCUACAGGACCCACAGAAAUCAAGACACCCUUAUUCUACAGCUUAUGGUGAGAGAUAUGAAGGAGUUGAAGGUGAAUCGGCUCAAAGGUGUAAAGCUAGACUAGAGAGACAUGCUAGAACAGCUGAGCGAGCGGCAAAAGCUCUUGCGGAGAAGAAUAUGCGUGAUCUUCUUGCACAAAGAGAGCAAGCAGAGAGAAAUAGAUUAGCCGAGACUCUGGAUGCGGAUGUCAAGAGGUGGUCAAGCGGAAAAGAGGGGAACUUGCGUGCAUUACUUUCGACUUUGCAAUAUAUCCUUGGGCCUGAUAGUGGUUGGCUCCCUAUUCCCUUGACAGAAGUGAUAACUGCUGCUGCUGUAAAGAGAGCUUACAGGAAAGCCACUCUUUGUGUUCAUCCUGACAAAUUACAACAACGUGGUGCCAGUAUUCACCAGAAGUACAUAUGUGAAAAAGUUUUCGAUCUUCUAAAGGAAGCUUGGAACAAAUUCAACUCAGAAGAACGGUAACGCAGGCUUUAAUGUAGGAUGAGAUGCUGCAAAGUAUGUCUAGUAAUUAUAUAUAUAUAUAUAUAUCCAUGUAGGUGUAGUUUCUAAUUUUCUAUUGCAAGGGCUUUAGCUCAAAAAUUAGUUCUGGCGGCCUAUAUUAUUGAAUGACAUAUGAGUGCUAUUUGUUCAAGCUUGGAAGCCCUGCCUGUUACUCUAAAGUAAAUGCUGAAGGGUAAUACUGAAUAUCCUCGUCUCAAUUCAUAAAACUCAUUAAAACAUGACCAACUCGUCAUA
Molecule: messenger RNA, 5111 nt
Organism: Rosa rugosa (rugosa rose)
Lineage: Eukaryota; Viridiplantae; Streptophyta; Magnoliopsida; Rosales; Rosaceae
Product: auxilin-like protein 1
Exons: 8
Coding region: 201-4838 (1545 amino acids)
Biological process (GO): clathrin-dependent endocytosis; clathrin coat disassembly
Cellular component (GO): vesicle; cytoplasm; intracellular membrane-bounded organelle
Molecular function (GO): clathrin binding
Source: RefSeq, a predicted model, not a curated record